This is a messenger RNA of Pieris brassicae (large cabbage white), 1977 nucleotides long. Its product is annotated as mitochondrial import inner membrane translocase subunit TIM50-C-like. Gene Ontology annotation, molecular function: phosphoprotein phosphatase activity. The transcript is spliced from 8 exons. The record is from RefSeq and is a predicted model, not a curated record. The coding region runs from base 70 to 1239 and encodes 389 amino acids. Lineage: Eukaryota; Metazoa; Arthropoda; Insecta; Lepidoptera; Pieridae.
UUCUGAAUUCUAUUUAAUGUGACAUUUAUUUCAGUAGAGAAUGUGAACAAUUUUAGUGCAUAUUAUAAAAUGUCUCUACGAAAAGUACUAUUUUUAACAAAAGCUGUGUGUUGCGGAGGUAUUAAGUAUCAAGCUACGAACUUUUCGCUACAAAAUCUAUGGAUAUUAUCAGCAACUACAACUAGAUUUUAUUCCACCGAAAACUUAGGAAAUAAGAAUAAAGAAGACAAUUCGCCUGAAAAGGUGAAUAUACUUGGUAGAUUUUUUCCACAAAAUGAAUUAGGGACAAAGGAUGCACAAGAAGUUAAAAAUGAGCAGAAAAAGUUUGAACAAGAACAGAAAGAAAAAUCACAAGAAAAUGAAAAAAGUUGGAGACGCAUGAAAAUGGGAUUUGCAGUGUUUGGUGGUGCUAUCACAGUUAUGGGUGGAUGUAUGGUUGUGGAAAUGGGGGCUCCAAAACGUGGAGAAGAAGGACAGAUCCUUGAAGAUGAGUUCUCACACCUACCUAUUGUGUGGCAGUACCUUAGACGAACUUGGAAGGAACUUACUUUCUAUGAAAAGAUGAUCAAAGAGCCAUCCCGAGACAAACUACUUCCGGACCCUUUGCCACCUCCAUAUCAACCCACCUAUACCCUAGUACUUGAAUUCACUGAUGUUCUGGUACAUCCUGACUGGUCUUAUCAAACUGGCUGGAGAUUCAAAAAACGUCCAGGCGUUGACCAAUUUUUACAAACUGUAGCAAGUUCAGACUAUGAAGUUGUUAUAUUUACAUCAGAGAAUGUGUUCAUGAUCUGGCCAGUACUUGAUAAAUUGGACCCAGAAAACAAACUUAUCUCAUACAGAUUAUUUAGAGAUUCUACACAUUUUAUGGAUGGAGUUCAUGUGAAAAACUUGGAGGGACUAAAUAGAGAUUUGACUAAGGUAAUUGUUGUUGACUGGAACAAGCAAGCAACUCAGUUCCAGCCAGAAAAUGCACUUAUACUUAAGAAAUGGAAAGGAGCUGAUGAUGACACAGCACUGCUUGACCUUGCCAAUCUUUUGCAAACCAUAGCAAUGUCAAACGUGUCAGACGUGCGGGAUGUAGUAACAUACUAUAGUCAAUACGAAGACCCCAUAGCGGCCUUCCGUGAGAACCAACGCAAGUUGCUCGAACAAAUGGAGAAUGAAAAGAAAGAGCGCGAUUCACAACCAGACCAAAACCUUGCAAGGGGAUGGUUAAGGACAUUUACAAGACGUUAGCGAUUGCAAAAAAACCGGAGCGGAAAAAAUUCAGAACAAGAAGUUCUUUGAAUAUGUUUUAUGAAUAUUACAUAAUUUGUAUUCGACGUUUACAUACAGGCUCCAUAUCAUAUGUAAUUAAUCAAUUUUACAUAAUUCUGUGUAAUUUAUUUCUUUUCAGGUACCAGGGAUUGAGGUCGCAAAUGCAAUUUAAUAAAUUAGUUAACUUCAUAGAUUUCAUGUGUAAAUAUUAUUAUCAUUGUUAUGUUCCUCUUAGUUUUUCUUUAAAGUCAAUUGUUAAGUUUAAACAAUGUUAUUUCCAACAAAUUAACAUCUUAUAAAAACAAUUUUAGACUAUUCCAUAACAAGCUAAUUUAUAAUUCUUGAAAUAUAGCAUAGACAUAAAAAUUCUAUUUCUCAAAAUAUCCUUUGUAGUUAAAAACUACUUACCACCUGUAUAAGCUAAAUUAGAAUUCUGUUGAGAGUUUUAAACAGCAUCUGGUAAAUUUCAUUUUUAGAAUUUAAGCAAAAUUAAAUUUACCUUAACAUUAAGAAUCGAGACAUUGCGAUAAGUAUGACUGUUAAAUGUCAAAAACAAAUGGAUUUUGUAGAGGAGUCAAAGACUUAGGUCUCAACACUGAACUAUACCCUUAUAUCACAUGCUUACAUAAAAAUGGUAAAUGAAAAAAGUUAAUUGUUAAUGUAAAACAGCUGUUAUAAUAAAAUUAACAUAACAUAUGGAUGCUUAAUUAUUUAAUA